Messenger RNA from Oncorhynchus masou masou (cherry salmon), 3535 nucleotides. RefSeq names its product SPRY domain-containing SOCS box protein 1-like. The record is from RefSeq and is a predicted model, not a curated record. Bases 104 to 919 code for a protein of 271 amino acids. Gene Ontology annotation, molecular function: protein binding. The transcript is spliced from 2 exons. Gene Ontology annotation, biological process: proteasome-mediated ubiquitin-dependent protein catabolic process. Gene Ontology annotation, cellular component: SCF ubiquitin ligase complex. NCBI's taxonomy places the organism in Eukaryota, Metazoa, Chordata, Actinopteri, Salmoniformes, Salmonidae.
UCACUCCCUUUUUUGUUUCUUCUUUGUUUUGAAGGGAGGGGGGGAGAGGAGCACUCGACAGGAGGAGGAGUGCUCUGUGGGCGCUCUAACUUCACAGAGGAACAUGGGGCAGAGCGUUCCUGGAGGCAUAAAGACUAUUGACAUGAGGGACCCAGCGUUCAGGCCUCUGGAGCUGGCAGCUCUGGACUAUAACAAGCCCUCCAGGCUGGAUCUGCUGCUGGACAUGCCCCCUGCUGGACAGGAGGUCCAGAUGCAGCACUCGUGGAACAACAACGACCGAUCGCUCAACAUCUUCGUCAAGGACGACAACAAACUGGUCUUCCAUCGGCACCCCGUGGCUCAGAGCACGGAUGCCAUCCGGGCCUGUAUCGGCUACACCCGGGGGCUACACAUCUGGGAGAUCAGCUGGGCCAUGAGACAGCGGGGCACGCACGCCAUCGUCGGUGUGGCGACGGGAGACGCGCCUCUUCAUUCUGUAGGCUACACGACCCUGGUGGGUAAUAACCACGAGUCCUGGGGCUGGGACCUGGGACGGAAUAGACUUCACCACGAUGGGAAGAAUCAGCCCAGUAAGAUGUACCCUGCGUUCCUGGAGCCAGAUGAGACGUUUAUAGUCCCCGAUUCAUUCCUGGUAGUGUUGGACAUGGACGAGGGGACUCUGAGCUAUAUUGUGGACGGACAAUACUUAGGGGUGGCUUUCAGAGGACUCAAGGGGAGGAAGCUGUACCCUGUCGUCAGUGCUGUGUGGGGGCACUGUGAAAUACGAAUCCGCUACAUCAAUGGACUCGAUCCUGAGCCUCUCCCUCUGAUGGACCUGUGUCGGCGCUCCGUGAGGGUAGCUCUGGGCAGAGAACGACUGAGUGAGAUCCAUGGUCUGCCUCUACCAGCCUCUCUCAAGAAUUACCUGCUCUACCAAUGACCCCCUCAGCACAACAUAGAGAACAUAUCUUAGAUCCGUGGACUGCCCCGUCUGUUGCCUCAAUACAUACACAGAACAUGUCUCUCUCUCUCUCCUCUGACUGCCCUGUCUGUUGUCUCAAUACAUACACAGAACAUGUCUCUCUCUCUCCUCUGACUGCCCCGUCUGUUGCCUCAAUACAUACACAGAACAUGUCUCUCUCUCUCCUCUGACUGCCCUGUCUGUUGUCUCAAUACAUACAGAAAACAUCUCUCUCUCUCCUCUGACUGCCCUGUCUGUUGUCUCAAUACAUACAGAAAACAUCUCUCUCUCUCCUCUGACUGCCCUGUCUGUUGUCUCAAUACAUACAGAAAACAUCUCUCUCUCUCCUCUGACUGCCCUGUCUGUUGUCUCAAUACAUACAGAAAACAUCUCUCUCUCUCCUCUGACUGCCCUGUCUGUUGCCUCAAUACAUACAGAAAACAUCUCUCUCUCUCCUCUGACUGCCCUGUCUGUUGUCUCAAUACAUACAGAAAACAUCUCUCUCUCUCCUCUGACUGCCCUGUCUGUUGUCUCAAUACAUACAGAAAACAUCUCUCUCUCUCCUCUGACUGCCCUGUCUGUUGUCUCAAUACAUACAGAAAACAUCUCUCUCUCUCCUCUGACUGCCCUGUCUGUUGUCUCAAUACAUACACACAGAACAUGUCUCUCUCUCCUCUGACUGCCCUGUCUGUUGUCUCAAUACAUACACACAGAACAUGUCUCUCUCUCUCUCUCUCUCCUCUGACUGCCCUGUCUGUUGUCUCAAUACAUACACAGAACAUGUCUCUCUCUCUCCUCUGACUGCCCCGUCUGUUGUCUCAAUACAUACAGAAAACAUGUCUCUCCCUCGCUCUGUCUGUCUCUGGGAUUUUCCCCCUCAGAAGGGUAGCUCAACCAGUUCAACAACUCAACACAUCACUCCAGCCUCUCGGUUCGAGCUCUGACUCAUCCUUCCCAGCCCUCAGGGUUGGUUUGUACCAAUCACACCACAGAGUGAGAAGAACAUCAUUGUGUGAUGCCUGGAGUGUUCAGGAAGCCGUAGAGACCAUGAUUGGUAAUGGGUCAAGUCUUUUACUUCUAUAAUCCUGUUUAUGAUGGUUUACUUCAACCGUGUACUGGGAUAUCCACGUCGAUGACAUGCAUGACAUGCAGAGGGCUUUAUGCGUAUCUUUGCUGGUCCUGAGGGCUUUGAGAUGACUGCCAUAGUGGUACUACAAUAUGUCUUGUCUGUCUGUGUGUUGAAGUGCAAUGAGUUUAAGUGGUACCGUCAGUCUGUUGUGAUCGCAACACCUCCUUAAUAGUGAUUUUCGACUUUGUCUCUCCUUUUCUGUUUUGUUGUCUUAAAUGAAAAUUCAAUCAAGUGAUUGCUGUCUGACCAUGUCCUGUUGGUAAAUAGUUGGUUUGUUGUGUUGGAGUCCAACCCCCCCUUCAGUUUGUGAAGGGGUUUUGUUGCAUGUUGAAAACUAUUUGUAAACAUUUUCCAAGCACAAGGUGGUGCCAUUUCUCAUCUUCACUUGUUCCUCCUCUUUUAGUAGUCCAUCAGGAAAUGGUACUCCUUUUUAUAUACUUGAGAGAUUUCAUGAGAUUUCCUUGGAAGGUUUUUAAUAAAGUUAGUUAGUGCUCACCUUCCUCACACUCUCCAGUAGAUGAUGGUUGAUCUCAGCCCAGACUGUGUGUGCCUGGUGAUGGCCAUGCACUGACCACCUGCCAUAUUAUUGUGGUGUGUGAUAUAUAUAUACCACACAACACUGGCCACCUGUUACUAAGGCGGUGAUACAACUCCAUUACUCCUGGAAACAUCAGCACCGCAGUUUGUCCUUCAAGGUGACCGUACACCUACCCCCAACCUUUUAAAGGGACAGUUCACCCAAAUUACCCCCCCCCCCCCCCCCACCAUGAUAGUAUAAGCUGUCUGGACAAGGACGGAGUACAAUCCAAGCUUUGGGUUCGUUUACCUAGAAUCCCGUUAUCCAUAGACCUGCUUUCAGGGUAAAAAAAAAAAAAGUAUCGUUUUAUUUGGGUGAAGUGUGCCUUUAACUCUGCUCUGCUGCGCUAUCAGGUUUUCUCCCUGCAAUAUUUGAAGCACCUGUUAAAUGUACCGAUGUCCCCAGCAGAUUUUUAUUGAAGAGCUUUAUAUAUAUGAAUGAUGACAUCGCUGUGAGAAUUUCUAACAUGUACUAGCAGACUGUUUUGUCAUUGGUCGCCAAGCCAUUCACUGUACAAUGUCCGUGGCCAAUAGUCUUUCUCUCUGCUUUGGACCCAUGGACUCUUUCAUGUGUGUCAAGGACUUGUUUGCGUAUAAUGGAUGGUUAGGUAAUUCUGACAUGUGUGGGGAUGUCAUUGGAAGGUGUGGGGUCUUUUUUUUUUUUUUACUAUUGUUUUGUUUUAGUUGGAAAGCAUAUGUUCAAACGGUACUCUGUAUAGUGGUCUACCUUUUUUUUAAAUGGGCGGAUGUAGUCGGCGAUGUGCUUGACUGCCUCGAUCAUGUUUUUUUCCGAUUUUUUUUUUUUUUAAACAUUUUUUUUAUUUUUUUAGUUUGCUCAUUUUAUUUUUCUUUAUGUAGUAACUUCCAUAAUAAAACUUUAUUUCAAAUUA